Molecule: messenger RNA, 1358 nt
Organism: Molossus molossus (Pallas's mastiff bat)
Lineage: Eukaryota; Metazoa; Chordata; Mammalia; Chiroptera; Molossidae
Gene: ACBD6
Product: acyl-CoA binding domain containing 6
Exons: 9
Coding region: 300-1223 (307 amino acids)
Molecular function (GO): fatty-acyl-CoA binding; protein binding
Source: RefSeq, a predicted model, not a curated record
ACGCUGCUCCCAGGACCCCGCGCGGCUGGAGGGGCCCCGGGCCGCCCGCAGCCCACAGUUAGCCCCUGGGAGCUGGAGGAAACCGGGUCCACCGGGAAGGGCUGCAGAGGGUAGCCGAACCUGCCCGGCACGCCCCGGGAGAGAAGUAGGGGGAGGCACAGGUCGGGGAGGGAGAGCGGAGUAAGUGAGCUGGGGUCCAACUCCAUCGCGGGCCCAGGACCCGGACUGGUCGGCCAGGCCCCUGAGCCGGCGUUACACCCGACCGAGCGGACUCCGAGGGUCGGACUGGGCGAGGACACAUGGCUUCUCCGUUCCUGUCCGCGGGGACCACCACGGGCGACAGCGGCGGAGAGCUGAGCUCGGGGGACGACUCUGGUGAAGUGGAAUCCCUCCAGAGCCCCGAGACCGCGGCGUCCGGGAGCCUGACCGAGCUGUUUGAGAAGGCUGCAGCGCACCUCCAGGGCUUGGUUCACGUGGCCAGCAGGGAGCAGCUCUUGUACCUGUAUGCCAGGUACAAGCAGGUCAAAGUUGGAAAUUGCAAUACUCCUAAACCAGGCUUCUUUGAUUUUGAAGGAAAGCAAAAAUGGGAAGCAUGGAAAGCACUUGGUGAUUCGAGCCCACGCCAAGCAAUGCAGGAGUAUAUCGCAGCAGUUAGAAAAUUAGAUCCAGGGUGGAAUCCUCAGGUGGACUCUUCAGGUCACCGUGGGCUCAGUUCUUCCCUGUUGAUUUCUGCUGACUCUUUUCAGUGCCUGGCCUAUUCACCAGAGAAGAAAGGAAAAGAAGCACCCACUGGUUUUGGUGGCCCAGUUAUUAGUUCUCUGUAUCAUGAAGAAAUCAUCAGGGAAGAAGACAAAAACAUAUUUGAUUACUGCAGGGAAAACAACAUUGACCAUAUAUCCAAAGUCAUCAAAUCGAAAAAUGUGGAUGUGAAUAUGAAAGAUGAAGAGGGCAGAGCUCUGCUCCAUUGGGCAUGCGAUCGAGGGCACAAGGAACUUGUCACAGUCUUGCUACAAUACAGAGCUGAUAUUAACUCUCAGGACAAUGAAGGUCAAACAGCUCUACAUUAUGCUGCUGCCUGUGAGUUCUUGGACAUCGUGGAGCUGCUGCUCCAGGCCGGCGCGAACCCCACUCUGCGUGACCAGGACGGCUGCCUGCCAGAGGAGGUGACAGGUUGCAGAGCCGUGUCUUCGGUGUUGCAGCAGCACACGGCUGGCAAGGCUUAAGCAAAGGACUGGGAAGCCACAGCCUAACAGCACAGGGCUUCGGUGAUGCAAGGAACCUGGGGAAAUCGUACUACUUUUACCACCCACCUUUGGUGUACGCUGGCUAAUAAAAUCAGGUCUGCGUCACAGGGAUUU